AUGCUGAGUGCUAACAUCCCAGCGUACUCUGUUUCUUGUUCCAAGAAGACAAUCCUACAUGGCGACGAGUUUCAGCGCCGCCAGCCGAUUUCUCGUCGUCAAUGGCGUCCCUCAAGCCGAUGAUGUUCCUCCAGUCUCCAACCUUCUCGAAUCCCUCGCAGGAUUGGAAGCAAUUCUGACCGUUUUCUGUGCUCAAGGAGUCUACACCACUACUCGAACCCACGGAAAUGCCUCGCUCCUCCUCUUUUGGGAGCGUCACCUCCGCCGCCUCUCCAACUCCGCACGCAUCCUUGCCAACCACCUCCCUGACAUUUUCGGAGCGCUGGCGCCGGUGGUUCUAUCUUCCAUCCGGCCGCUCGUCGAUGAGUCUCUGCAGGUGGGUCUAGGGUUUGCGCUGGCCGAGAGGGUCCGCCGAGCGGAGGUGGUGGAGGAAUUCACGGAGCUGGCCGUCACCGUGCUGAUCUGCAACGGCGGAGUAAGCGGAAGUAGCGCGCUCGAUCUGUACCUUCAUAUCGGGUUCUAUGUUCCACCGGUCUUUGGCGCCGCGGGUGCUCGCCUCGCACUUGCCGGCCGGGGGAGGGACGUUGCGGAGGCUAAGUAUUCGCAGUGGGCGCGGAUCAGAAAGGACAUGGAGAGGAUGAGGCCUCCUAUGGUGUCGGAGCUGCUGUUGUCUAAUGAUGGGGAUCGAAUACUUGAAGGAAGUGUGACUAAUUUCUUUGUUGUUUGCAAGGUGGUCGGUGAUAAGGCAGAUGAUUCUACAUAUGAUCUGGAAAAAGCACCGUCAUUUGUAGUGCAAACAGCACCGUUAAGUGAUGGGGUGCUCCCUGGAGUAAUACGUCAACUAGUCAUUGAGGUUUGCUCUAGCAUUGGAAUUCCCUUAAGAGAAGUGGCGCCAUCAUGGUCAAGUCAUGAACUUUGGAAGGAGUCCUUUAUUACUAGCGGAUUGAGACUCGUACAGCAUGUCGAAUCUAUUCAAAUUCCUACCUGCAAAGAUUUUCACCUUAGAAGCUGGAAUGAAGUAUCUUGGGUGACAAAGAGAUUUGAGGGUGUUGGACUUGUCACGUCGCAAAUUCAGAAGGAAAUAAUAGCAAGAACCUAUGCUGAAGGUUACCUGAUAAACAACAUUCCCUGUAUGUAAGCAAUUGAUGUUAAUCAAAUAAGGUGUUCUGAGGUCAUUUAGCAGAUAUUUUUCUUCAGUUUAGGAGCAGCUAUCUUGACAUUUUGUUAUCAGAGUUUGAUUGGUUUCCUGAAUAAUCAGUCCUGUUUUAUUCUUGGAGGCAGCCUUGAUUCACCUAUUUUUCUCUUAGGUCUAAUUUGGUUGCUUGAUGUUAGAAAGCAUAAUUUAAUAAAUAAUGAUUUUUUAUUCAUUUUAUUA
This is a messenger RNA of Dendrobium catenatum, 1375 nucleotides long. RefSeq lists its product as uncharacterized. Gene Ontology annotation, molecular function: catalytic activity. The record is from RefSeq and is a predicted model, not a curated record. The transcript has 8 exons. NCBI's taxonomy places the organism in Eukaryota, Viridiplantae, Streptophyta, Magnoliopsida, Asparagales, Orchidaceae. Bases 59 to 1138 code for a protein of 359 amino acids.